AAGGCAUCUCUCUAGGCUGUGCACACACCGAGUGCCGAAGAAAAGCUCCCUCUGAUGAACCACCAAACAAAUCCCCCACAAAUAAACAAUUCAUAGUGGAGAGAGGAAGAAACGUCAGAACAUAUUCAGAGGAGAGAAACUUACAGCCAACCCCGAUUCCACACAGCAGCCUUCUUUAUGCAGUCUCAUACAGUAGUUUUAUUGUAACAUUACACACUUCUGAAUUGUCUCAUUAUUGAAGUUUCUUUCUCUCCGGCUGCCCCGCAGGCUGCGCCGCCGCUCUGCGCGUUCUUACAGGGUACUUGGAACACAGCUUCCCGCGCGCCCUCACGCUCGGAGGAGGAUACCCGUAAAUCACCUCUAUGAGGAAGGAGGAUUAUGGAUGCUAGUUUAAGCACUAUAAAGCUGUCCGAUGAGGAGCAUAUGAGACGUGUUAUGCUGAUGAUUAAUCGUGGACAAACCUGCUGCUGCACCUGCAAACUCCGCAAGUAAUCUGGUGUCCAGAAUUAGUGACGCUGACCCUUCACUUCGACAGACACAAACCCCCUCCUCUCCUCCCCAUCACACUCCCCUCUCCUCCUGCCUCACCUCCUCCUCCUCCUCCUCCCCCCUCUCCAUCCUCCUCAUAAAUCUAUUGGUUGUGGUCUCGGCUCCACCAUCCAAUGCUUUGCUGAUCAGACUGCAGUUGUAUUUCGGGGAAGUUGGCAGCCGGUGGCUCACGGCGAAAGGCUUUCCUCUCUGCUCUCUCUCCGGCGCUUGGACAGUGGAAUUAUGAGCAGAGCUGAUCCAGCCUCUAUCACCUUGUCUUGAAUCUGUUUCUGUUUCACACUGAGAGAAAUUGAACCGACCAUGGAGAUUGGAGUCCGCAUCCUCUUGGCUUUCCUCGUCCCCCAGGUUGCUCGUGUGGGUGGCCAAGAGGACGGAGACCAUGAAGGCUGUGUACCUGGCUUCCAGGUCAAACACUACCAGGUGGCGUACCGUGGACCGUUCCAGAAAGGCCAGGCACUUCUACGAGUUGAGUUUGACGACUGUGCGGGGAAUGAGGACGUGAAGUUUGAGGUAUCUGACCCCGGCUUCAAUGUGGACAGAGAUCUAAAUCUGGUUCCUCGGCAGGAAGUCCCUACCAGCAGGCCAGUCCUGCUCAUCCACGGGUUCAGUGCACAUGCAGAUGACAUGGCACAGGUGGAAGUCACUGGACUGCCAGGCCACUCGCCGCAUACUCUCAGGGAUAUCCUGAGUGCCAGCCAGACGCUGCCAAACAGAUCUAAGCGAUCCCUGCUGGUCCCUCCUGUGAUCAUCACUGAAAACCAGAGAGCCCCUUUCCCCAAAGUCAUUGGCAGGUCUCAUGUAAUUUCAACAGAGAAGCCAGGAAACCAUAUCUUUCGACUGACGGGCCCCGGAGCUGACCAGGAUCCCAAAGGUCUCUUCACCAUCGACGUAGACACAGGAGACGUGUCAGUCAGCCGCUCACUGGACCGGGAGGACAUUGACGCAUACCAGCUGGAAGUCUCAACCACAGACUUUGACGGGAACCUUGUCGAGGGACCUGCCAAACUUGUGAUCACUGUCAUCGACCAAAAUGACAACCGGCCUAUUUUCAAAGAGACGCGCUACACAGGAGAGGUGCUCGAGGGAUCUCCGAAUGGAACCAUAGUGAUGACGAUGACGGCGCUGGAUGCAGAUGACCCCGCCACUGACAACGCUGCUUUACGCUACAGCAUCGUCAGGCAGUCGCCAGACAAGCCAUCCUCUAACAUGUUCUACAUUGAUGAAGAAAGAGGCGACAUUGUCACCCACAUCUCCCCCGUGUUACUUGACAGAGAGACACUGCCGACCACAACAUAUGAAUUAGAGAUUGUGGCCAAGGACAUGUCAGGAAGAGAAGUGGGCCUGACCGGGACAGCAACAGCUACCAUUACCAUCACAGACAAAAACGACCAUGCCCCUGAGUUCACACAUCCUCUGUUUGAGGCAUACGUGUACGAGGGCUCAACGGGCGUGGUAGUGAACCUGACAGUAGACGACAGAGACGACCCAGCCACGGGGGCAUGGAGAGCAACCUACUCCAUAAUAAACGGAGAUCCAGCACAGAGCUUUGAGAUUCAAACCAACCCGGACAACAAUGAGGGAAUGCUCUCUGUUGUCAAGCCUCUGGACUACGAGGCCACGGCGUUCCACACACUGCUCAUCAAAGUGGAGAAUGAGGAUCCUCUGGUCCCAGAUGUUGGCUACGGUCUCAGCUCCACAGCGACAGUCCACGUCACGGUCGAAGACAUCAACGAGGGCCCUGUCUUCUUCCCGGAUCCGCUGAUAGUCACCAGGAUGGAAAACAUACCUGUGGGCAGCUUUGUGGCUGCACUCAAUGCUACUGAUCCAGACAUAUUACAGAUGCAGAGCAUCAGGUACGCUGUUCUGCGAGACCCAGCAGGCUGGCUGAGUGUGAACCCUGUCAGAGGAACUGUCAACACAUCGGCCUCUCUGGACCGCGAGUCUCCUUAUGUCCAUGACAACAAAUACACAGCUGUCUUUAUCGCCACAGACAACGGAAGCCCUCCAGCCACAGGGACCGGCUCAUUGGUUAUUUACCUGGAAGACUUCAAUGACAACGCCCCCUAUGUGGUGCCAUCGGUAGCACGAGUGUGCGAAGACGCCCAUGACAUGAAUGUGGCCAUUGUAGGAGGGCGGGACAAGGACCUGCCUCCCAACGCUGCACCCUUUAAGAUCGAGCUAGGGAAACAGCCCGGCCUUGAUAAAACAUGGAGGGUCACCAGGGUCAACUCCACACACUCCCAAAUCAUGCUUCUACACAGUCUGAAGAAAGCCAACUACCAGCUCCCGCUGCUCAUCACCGACUCAGGGGUUCCCCCUUUGUCUAACAGCACAGAGGUCAAAGUUCAGGUGUGUGUCUGUAAGAAGAACAAGAUGCACUGCAGCUCUGCCCACUCCCACCUCGCCAGCCUUCAUGUGCUGCUCGUGACACUCCUGCUCGGCCUACUCUGCCUGUAGAUUCUGCUGAAACCUCUCGUAGUCCUUUUUUGCAACACUGAAAAAGCAACGACUUAUCUCCCCCACGCAACCCAGGCUUAGGAGAGAAGAACACGACGAAAAAGAAGAUGAAGAAGCUUUCUCUCACCGAAAAAUCAAACAAGAAAACACACACAAUCCCCACAGGAAUAACUGCUGUACAACACCACUCUGCGUUUUUUUCUUCUCUUACUCCUGGCAUUCUUGUCUCCUUGUCUUCAUCUUUCCUUGUUUCAUCUGUCCUUCCCAAAUUCAGGUCAUCUCUUGUCCACAUGUUCCUCUCUUGGUAUUCAACUAUCUCUGACUUUAUAUCUCUCUCUUGACUGUCCUCUUUCUGCCCCUUGUUUUAUUCCAUUUCUUUGUAUGUUCAGUGUUUUCAGUUCAGGCUCUGCACCCUCACACUGGCAGACAAACUUCUGGUGUAAGCAGCAUUCAUGGCAACAUGCCACACCUGUAGGAGAUACUUGAAACAACAUGUAUAUCGAUAUUGUGACGAAACAAAAGCUAGAGAUCAAAUCCAUAUCGAACCUCACCGUAAUCCUCUGAUCUUCCCUCUCAGCUCUCUCUUCAUCAUUAUCUUUCUUUCUCUUUCUCCCCUCAUAGCUACCUCUACUCAUUUUAUUUCUUUUCUCCUUCAUCCUUCCUUCACCUGCCCACUACAUAUAAAUCCUCCAUCUCUCUAUCUGGCUCUCUGUCCCGUCUCCCCCUCUAUCUAUCGACCUCUCUUUGUCUCUGGGUGGGCCCUGGAACACUGCGAAGGCUGAGCUACUGUCCUGGUCGGGGCGCAUUGACUUUUCGAUGCGUUCCUUUCUUUCCUCGUCACAGACUGUGUUUGAUCUUGUUUCCCUCGUUCAGCGGAGAGAACAGAGCCUGUUUCGUUGUCUGCAGUGGUUGUGGUCUUUUAGGACAAGGUGGUAGCCAUAAGCCUUCAAAGUCAGAAACUCUCUGGAGUCCUUUCUUCGAUUUGCUUCUGUUUUUAUUGCAUUAGUUGUCAUGGAGUGGAAAACAGUAUAUCUUUAUAGUAACGGUGUGAACCUUUAAAAAAAAACUGAUAUAAAUAUUUUAUUUUUUACCAUUGUAUAAAUAUACAGUAUUGAUUAACUUAUGUACUUUGAUUGCAAGUUCUUUGGUCACCCACAAAGUGAGUAAAUAAAAAAGAGGAACUUUUUUUUCUGUGAGUUUUAGGCACUAUUUCUAAUGCUAUCGAUGUGUUGACUUUUACUGUAACAUCUUUUUUUAUGAUUUUUUUUAUUGUUUUUAAAUCUGUGACUGUCUACAGAAUCCAGAGUCUUGCUUUGAUGACCAUGUGCCAUGUGUUUAGGUUCUGUUUUAUCUCUUGUCAGUUCUGCCCCGAUACUGUUCUCUCUCCGUCAUUAAAGUCACAAAGAAGAUGUGUCAGAAGAAAUCAAAGAAUGUGGUCUUGGUGGGUAGUUUUGCUUUUUUCUCUUGCGCUCAUCAGAAGAAGGUAGUGUGUGUGGGUUCGUUCAAAAGACCACCGGAAAAAAAAAGAUGACAUUUUGAAUGAGUUAUGUCUGUCUUUUGCACUAAUUUAAUAAAGCCGUUACUGAAAAUUCC
Molecule: messenger RNA, 4599 nt
Organism: Notolabrus celidotus (New Zealand spotty)
Lineage: Eukaryota; Metazoa; Chordata; Actinopteri; Labriformes; Labridae
Gene: cdh13
Product: cadherin 13, H-cadherin (heart)
Exons: 15
Coding region: 850-3006 (718 amino acids)
Biological process (GO): sprouting angiogenesis; cell-cell junction assembly; adherens junction organization
Cellular component (GO): adherens junction; catenin complex; plasma membrane
Molecular function (GO): calcium ion binding; cadherin binding
Source: RefSeq, a predicted model, not a curated record